Closterium sp. Naga37s-1 is the source of this 8682-nucleotide messenger RNA. NCBI's taxonomy places the organism in Eukaryota, Viridiplantae, Streptophyta, Zygnematophyceae, Desmidiales, Closteriaceae. The record is from the annotation of a GenBank genome assembly.
AUGUCGCGAGACGUAGGUGACGAAGUGUUGGCGAAAGAGUUACAGAAGCUGAUUCUCGAGGUGUCGCUGGAGCAGCUGCGAGAGCACCCACCGGUCGUGCGACAAGGGCUAUGGGGGAUCCCAGCGAGUAAAAACCGCGCGGAGGAGAUCGCGGAAGCUGAGAGAGAAGUGGCGAAACUGGUCGCUGCGAUCGACGGUGUAGAUGCGACGAUGGAGACAGAGUCGCGGUUGGAUGAUGCCCAAGGGGCGGGCGACGCCUUGGGUGUAGAAGAUCAGGCGACAGAUCCACGGGCGACAGUCUCUGUCGCAUCGCCGCCGCCGGCGGGAUUCGCGCAACCCAGCACACCCGCGAGUGCGAAAGGAACUUCCGCGGCCGCGAAUACCCCCUCGCCCGGUGCACACACCCCCUCGCCCGGUGCACACACCCCCUCGCGCGCUGCCCUGACCCCCUCACCCUCCUCCACGUGGCUACCGUUUGGGGGGAUUCUGGGCGCGUGGAUGUCGCCCACCUCCCCGCCCCCCGACUCAGAUGCGGCCCGCUCCUCCCCGCCCCCCGAUGCGGAGGCGCAAAGCAAGGCGGGCGAUGCGGAUAAUGCAACGCGCGGGUCCGGUGGGGAAGAGCAGGCGACUCCGGCGUCGCAAGAAUCGCAGGCUCUGGCGACUGGACCUGCGACUGAAACUGCGACUGGACCUGCGACUGAACCUGCGAUCGGGGCGAUGUCCGGAGGGCCUGACUGGGUUAUUGCAGCGGCGGGGACACGUGGCGGAUCUGAAUUGGAAGAUCCGAUCGCAGCAGCAGACGUGAAGGAGGAGGGAAGCAGAUUGGAGAAGGUAGACGAGAGGGACGAAGACAGUUCCCCUCCUGCUGCUGCCGCUUCUCCGCCUCGAUCUGCUGCCAUCACACGCACUGCUGUUGCCGUAACGGCAGAGCAGCUACAGGCGGCAGAGCAGCUACAGGCGGACGUGGUGGAGGCGGCUGUAGCGCAGGCGGCUGCCAGCUGGCAUGCCACGUGGACGCAAAAAGGAGAGCAGAGGAGGGAGCAGAGAGGCGAGCAGAGGGGGGAGGUGCGGAUGAGAGGGGAGCGGGAGGAGGAAGGGGUGGAUCUGGGAGACGAGGCGGUGGCAGCAGCAGCGGCGUCACUGCAGCAGCACGUGCUGGCGAUCGCCCUGGAGCAAGCUGUAGCGGCUGUAGCGGCUUCAGCUGUAGCGGCUGGAAAAGCUUCAGCUGUAGGAGUUUCGACUGCAGCGGUUGUAGCUGAGCGCAGCGAUGAGUGCAAGACGAGGGACGACCUGGUGGACACAGUCGUGGACGUGGCCCUCCAACAGGCAGCUGCCACGUGGCAUGGGCGGGAGGAGGAGCUGAGGAGACUGCUGAAGGAGCAAGAGCAAGAGAUGGAGGAGGAGAGGCGGAGGUGGAAGGGCGUGUGUGAGGGGAGGGACACCCGAGGAGAGGAGGGGGACGGGGGCGAGGGGGAGCAGCAGGAGGAGGCAGAGUCAGGGGUGGCGACUGGAGAAGCCUUGGCUGUAGCGGAGCGCAGCGAUGAGGGGAAGAUGAGGGACGAUCUGGUGGACACAGUCGUGCACGUGGCCCUCCAACAGGCCGCUGCGGCUGUAGCACCGGCUGUAGAGGCGGCUGUAGCGGCGGCUGUAGCGUCGGCUGUAGCUGAGGAGAGGAAUGAGUGGGCGGCGAAGGGCGAUCUGGUGCAGGCGGUGCUGCGGACGGCAGUGGAGCAGGCAGAAGGCGACUGGCGUGGAUGGAGGGAGAGGUGUGCAGAGGAGAGGCGAGAGCUGCUGGACCGACUGGCUGCAGCAGAGCAGGCGGUGAGAGCAGAGGCAGCUGGUAGGGCUGUGGCGGAAGAGGCUAGGAGGGCGGGAGAGAGGGAGGGUACGGCUGUAGCAGCGGCUGUAGCGGCGUCUGUAGCUGAGGAGAGGGAGGAGUGGGCGGCGAAGGGCGAUCUGGUGGAGGUGGUGCUGCAGACGGCGCUCCAACAGGCUGCUGCCACGUGGCAUGAGCGGGAGAGGGAGCUACAGAGGCAGGUGCUGGAGCAGCAGCAGCAGCAGCAGCAGCAGGCGGAGAUGAGACGAGCUGAGGAGAAGGAAGAGGGGGAGCGGAGAGAGGCAGAAGGCAGGAUGGGUGGGGAAGUGAUGGUGGAAGUGAUGGGAGUGGCGAUGCAGCAGGCAGAGGAGGAGUGGCAGGCGCGUGUGGCUGCUGGCGAGGCCAACGCUGCUGCUCUGGAGAGGAGAGCAGCAGCAGCAGAGGCGCUGGUGGUGCAAGUGGGAGAGAGGGCAGAUGCGGCAGAGGCGAGGGCGGAAGCUGCGGAGGCGGCGAGGGGCGAGGCGGAGGGGAGGGCGGAAGCAGCGGAGGCAGGGGCAGCGGAGCAGCAGCAGCAGGGGACAGCAGAGGCGGCUGAGCUGUGGGGCGAACUGGCUGAUCGGGAAGCGGUGUGGGCCGCUGAGAGAACACAGCUGGAGGAACGGGUGAGAGCAGAGGAGGAGCGGGCGAGAGAGGCAGAGGAGCGGGUGAGGGCAUUCGAAGAGGAGGUGGAUCAGCUGAGGAGGACAGUUGAAGCGGUGGAGAGAGAGAGGGACGCGCGGAAGGAGGAGGAGGGGCGGCAGGGGAAGCUUCUAGAGCAGCUGAGAGCGGCGGAGAGACAGGUGGUGGAUGGCGCUGCCAGGCUGGCAGCUUGCGACGCUCUGAUUGGCCGGCUAGAGGGGGAGGUGAGGGAGAAGGAGCGGCGGGUGGGGGAGUUGGAGGGUGAGGUGGCGGCGGUUCAUCAGGAGCUGUUUAGUGAGCGGUGUAUCUCGAGUGGGAGGGAGCAGCGGUGCAGUGCGGUGAAGGGUGAGUUGGAAGAGGUGAAGCGUGGUUAUGACAGGCGGAUUGCUGAGCUGGAAGCUGACGUGGCGGAGCGGAGGGAGGUGGAGGAGGGGUUGAGGGAGAGGGUGCGUGCGCUGGAAGGGGAGAGGAGGGGGAGAGGGGGGCGGGGAGGGGGGGAGAGAGGGGAGGAGAGAGGAUGGGGGAGAGGAGGAAAGGGAGGAAGGGAGAGAGGAGGGAAGGCAGGUACUGGUUCAGAGGAUUCGGUGGGAGGGGAGGGGGAGCGAGGGGAGGAGGAGGAGGAAGGGGAGGAGGUAGAGAGCAGGAGAGAGGAGGAGGGCAGGGCGAGGGUGGACGUUGGCAUGAGUGGAUUCAGGUGGGGGGGUGGAGCAGGGGGAAAGGCAGGGGGAGGGUCAAGAGCAGAGGCACGAGCAGGGCUGUCGAUGCUGCUGGAUGAGGAGGUGUCAGGGCGGGCAGGGCAGGACAAGCAGUCAGGCGAGUUUGCAGGGCGGGCGUUUGUGGUGCGGCCGGGUAGCACUGGCGGGGCGGUGGUGGGGCGUGGCACGGGGGGGAGUGAGGGGGGAGGAGGGCAGGCGAGGGAGGGGAGGGAGGGGGGUAAGGAGCGGCGACCAGCUUCUGUUGGCGCCGCGCCCAUGCCCAGAAUAGCUGGCAGAGGGGGAGGAGGAGGUGGGGGUGGUGGUGGUGCUGGUGGUAGGUUUGGGGUUAAAGGAGGGAGGUUUUCUGGUGGGAAUGGGGGCUUUUGGCAUGGUGGGAGUGACAGUAGCGAGGGGGGGUUCAGUGAAGAGAGUGAGGGGAGUGAAGGGCCUGUGUCAGAGGAGGGUGACGUGUCACCCUCGUUAAGAUCACCUGAGAUACGAGCACGUGUGAGGAUUGCGCCGUGGGUGAGAGCAGGGAGUGGGGACGGGGAGGAUGAGGGGGAGGGGGAGGAGGAGCGGAGGGAGAUGGAGAGGGAGGUGGAUGGGAAGAGGGAGGUAGGAGAAGUGGAAAAGGAGGGUAGCGGAGAGAGUGAGGAGGAGGGAGAGGCGGAGGAAGAGGAUGGGGUGGCGCUGCUGCUGGAGAUGGCGCAGGUGGUGGCGCGGGAGAGUGCGGGCGAGGGAGGGGGAGAGGGCGGAGAGGGAGAAGCGGAAAGGAGGACAGCAUCGGGUGAAGAUGCGGAUGGGGAGGAGGUGAGUUGGGGCAGGAGGGAGGAGGUGGAGGAGAGCAGUGGGAGCGUGGGCGAUGGAGCAGGUCGAGGCGUGGCAAGGGCGGAGGCAGGCACGGAGCUGGGGGCCCUGGAGGAGGGUGCUGGGUCUGCUGUGAAGGGCGGGCGGCCAGAGGGGCGCGGAUUCACAGGGGACAUGGAAGGGCGGGUGAGGGCGGGCGGGAGAGUAAAGGGCUUGAAUUGGGAUGUGGAAGGGGAGGUGGAGGAGGGGCCAGGGGCAGAGGAGCGGGUGGAAGGGAGUGAGAGGGUUGGGGAUGACGAAUCAUCGAGUGUUGAAAUGAGAAAUGGCAACGCGGCAGCAUGUGGGGCAGAAGACGGGGGGAGUGUGAUGACAGGAGGAGGGAGUGCGAUGACAGGAGGGGGCAGUGCAAUGACAGGUGAGAGUGGGCGGUGUGCGGAGAGGCGGGUGGAGGAGUUGGAGGAGGCGAUGAGUGCCAUUCUGGCUCAGGUGGAGGCGUGGCGCGGCAAGGCGGAGCGGCGGCAGCAGGAGGCCCACGCGCUGAGAGACGCUGUGAGGCGGCUGGAGGCACAGGUGGAGGGUACUCAGACUCACCAGCAGCGCGCUCUUGACGCUGCUGCUCCUGCUGCUCCUCCUGCUCCCCCUGCUCCCCCUGCUGCCGCUGAUCCUGCUGCUUCUGCUUCUGCUUCUGCUCAGUCUGUGGCUGUACGGGUGGAUGCUGCCGGUGCUGCAGAAGGUGGGGCCCCUGCCAGUGCGGGGACAGGUGAAUCUGCGGCGGGUGAAUCCGAGGUGGGAGAAUCAGGAGAAGGGGAGCCGGAGGCAGCGAGUGUGCGGGUGAAGGUCCUGAACCUGGAGCUGAUGAACAAGAACAAGCGCAUCGCAGCGCUGGAGGGGCGCCUGCACGCCAGCAAGGUCGCCGUGUCUCAGAUCGCCCGCAGCUACCACGAGCUAGACGCUGCUCGAGAGGAGGCUGAUGAGUGUAGGCGGAGGUUGGGUGAGGUGGAGGAGGAGUGGCGGGGGAAGGUGGCUGAAGCGGAGGAGGAGAAGGAGGUGUAUCGAGAGAGGAUGGUGGAGCUGCAGCAGUAUUGGCGGGAGUCGAAACGGGCUGCUGAGGAGUGGGAGGCUGCUGCGGAUGAGGAGAGGGAGAGGGCGGAUGAGGAGAGGGAGAAGGUGAGGGGGUUGGGGAGGGAGGUGAGGGAGGAGAGAGAGAAGGUGGCGAGUUUGUUGCGGGCUGUGGUGGAGAAGGAGGAGCGGCUGUGUGCGUUUGCUGCUGAUAGUGAGCAGCAGAUGAGGGGGUUGAGAGAGGAGGUGGAGGAGUUGAGAGCGGUGGCGCGGGAGAAGGAGGAGGAGAUGGAGGGGGUGAGGCGGGACUGGCAGCAGGUGUUGGUUGGGUGGGAGGAGGAGGAGGAGCAGAGGAAGAGCGAGCAUGAGAGGGAGAAAGGUAGGCUGGAGGAACAGCUGGAGAGAGCAAGGGAGAGGGAGGAAGAAUUGAAAGAGGAGGUGAGUAAGCUGAAUGUGAUUAUAGCGAGUCUGGAGAAGGAGGUAGAGGCGCAGCAACAGCAGUUGGAUGCUCUGGGGAAGGAGAAGGAGGAGGGUGGCGGGGGGAGGCACGGCCAGGGGGGGAGUGGGGGGGAGUGGGGGGAACGAAGGGGGGAAGGGGGGAAGGGAGAGGGGUGUGGGGGCGGGGAAUGGCAGGAGGUGGUGGAGCGAGCAGCAGCGGAGAUGGAGCGUGUUUGCAGGGCGUUAGGGGAGGAGUUGGAUGCGGUGGAGAGGGAUAGGGCGUGGUGGCGGCAAGUGGGGGAUGUGCUGUGGUGUGCGGGCAACAGCAGGGAGGGCGAAGGUGUGGGCAAGGAUGCAGGUGCAGGUGCAGGUGUGGAUGGGGGUGCAGGCGCAGGUGCAGGUGGGGGUAUCAGUGGCAGUGCCAGUGGCAUUACCAGUGGUGGUGCAGAGGCUGGGGGAAACGCAGGGGUGGCAGCGCGGCAGCUGCUGAAUUGCUCCCAGGCCUUGAAACGGCUGAGUAACGCUGGCAUGGUGGGGGAUGCAGGUGGUGACAGGGGGCGGGAAGGAGCAGGUGCCGGUGGGCGGCAGGAAGAGGUAGAUGUGGCAGAGCGGUUGGAAGGGAUAGAGAGGAGUGAAGAGAGGGUGGAGAGGGAGAGGCAGGAGUGGGAUGCAGCAGCUCUGACAGCAGAAAGCCAGCAGCACCGGCUGAGUCAGCUCAGAGAAACGCUGACUCAGCAGCUGCGCUCCGUCUCGACAGCUGUCAGCCAGCUGCGGAAGCGCAGGCGCCAGCUGGCGUGCGAAGCGGCGUGCCAGCUGGCCAAGGCUGGUGACGUGGCAGGGGCGGCAGUGGGGAGUGUGGUGGGGGAGGGUGUACACGUGGCAGUGUUGGAGGAAGCAGUGAGAGGCAUGGAGGAGGCUUGGGGGGAGGAGCGAGCAGCGACGCUGGAACAGGCCUCCCAGCUUCGGCAGUACUUGGCUGAUCUGGCCGAGGCUCGGAAGGCCCUGGAAGAGGCUCGGGGAGAGGUCCGGCCAGGGGUGGGGUUAGGUAGGGAAGGGGAGCAGGGGAGGGAGGGUGUGGGAGCGGUGGGUGUGGGAAGGGAGGGAGUGAGGUGCGAGGGUGGGGGUGAAGGGGGGGAGGAGGUGGUGUUGGGUGUGCAGCUGCAGCUGCUGGUGAUGCAGUUGGCACUGGAAGCAGCAGAGGAGAGGGUGGGGAGGAGAGACGAUGGGGGGAUGAGUGAGAGGAUGGUGCAGAGAGAGGAGGCUGAUGGGAGGGGCGAAAGUGGCGAGAGGGUGGGGGAGGAUGGGAUGGGGGAUCAGUAUGAGAGGAGGAAGGGUGGUGGAUGGGAGGAGGAGAAGCAGGAGGGCACGGCGGGGUGGGAGCAAGAAGCGAGGGCGAGGGACUUGGAGUCGUUCAUUGUGGUGCAGGCGCUGCAGCAGACGGAGGAGGAGGAUGGGGCAGCAUGCAGGGCGGCAGCAGAUGGGGCAGCAGCGCAGCAGUGCCAGUGCGGGCACGACGGGGAUGCAGCGAGGAGAGCGCUGGGGUGCUGUGAGCUACAGCUGCUGGUGGCGCGUGAAGCAGUGGUGCAGAGCGAGGGGUGGGGUGAGGCGGUGCGCAGAGAGGUGGUGAGAGAGAGGCAGCGGAGGGAGGAGGAGAGGAGGGAGUUGGAGGAGUGGGGUGAGAUGCUGGAGGAGCAGCGCCGGGUGGCAGAGGUGGCAGCAGCGAGGGAGAGGGAGGAGCUAGUGGGGGAGCGGGAGGGGCUGCAGAUGAGAGUGGGGGAGCUGGAGGGGGAGGUGUGUGAGGCGCGGAGGAGAGUGGGGGAGCUGGAGGGGGAGGUGGGGGUGAAGGGCGAGGAGGUGGGGCGCUUGCAGGGAGAGGUGGGUGAGUUGCGAGAGCACAAGAGAGUGCUUUACGGGCAGGUGAACGGGUUUCUGGGGCAGGUGGAGGAGAUGCACGGGCAGAUUGAGGACUUACAAGGGCAGGUGAACGGGCUGCGGGGGCAGGUUGAGGAGUGGCAAGGGCAGGCGAGUGGGUUGCAGCAGCAGGUGCAGGCAGGGCAGCAGGCGAUGGUGAGGGAGCAGCAGCACGGGGAGGAGCGGGUAAGAGCAGCAGAGGAGAAGGUGAGAGCCGCACUGCAGGCGCUAGAGGAGACCAGAAAGGCCGCUGCCAGUGCUGCUGCACGUGCCGCAGCUGCCCUGGCAGAGCGGGAGAGGCAGGCAGGGGAGGAGAGGGAAUGGUGGCGGCAGGAGGUGGCGCGUAUGGAAGGGGAGGUGGCACGGGUGGGGAGGGAGGUGGAGCGAGUGAUGGGGGAGAGGGAGAGGGCGGAGAGGGAGAGGGAAGGGGAGAGGAGGAGGAGGGGGGAAGCGGAGGAGAAGCUGAAGGAGAUUGAGAGCCGCCUCAAGCUGCAACUCGCCUGGCCCUCCUCUCCGCCCCUCUUCGCCCCCUCUGCCGCUGCAACCGCCGCUGCUGCCGCAGCUGCUGCGGCUGGCACUGCCGCUGGCGCUGCUGCUGCAGGUGGUGGUGGUACUGCUGCUCAUCCUUCCGCCGCGCCUUCCUCUGCAGCGGCGUUCUUCACGGCACAGGGGGCGGGAGGGCGAGAGCAGGGGGUGGGGGACGCAGGCAGCGUGCAGAAGAACCUGAUGUGGGCGCUGGACCAGGCAGGGGUGGCGGAGAGGGAGGGGAGGGAGGGGAGUAGGCAGCUGGCAGCAGCCAGUGGCGCUCUGGUGUUGCAUCAGGGGGCACCUGAAGAAACACCUGGAGGGGCGGCAGGGUAUACACCCGGUGCCAAGACACCUGCGUUUUUCACACCGUCGGCAGUCACGCCUGCUACAGCUGCCACGCCAGCAGGGACAGGCCGGCAUGGGCAGCAGCUACAGCCGUGGUCGCCUGCCUCUAGCAUGGCCUCUCCAGGCGAUGCCACUCCCUUCCGGCUCCUACAAGCAGCGGAGAAGAAGUGGCGGCGGCAGCAGGAGGCGGUGGGCGUGGCGAUGGCGAACCUGGGGCGGGCGGAGAGGGAGGUGCAGCUGCUGGGGGACGAGGUGGACGCGCUGAGUGAUCUCGUGGAGGAGGCUGCUGUGCGCCUGGCGCACCACGCCCCCAUGCUGCGCGGCCUUCCUGGGGUGAGUGGGGCAAAGGCAGAGCACGCAUGGGCAUAUCCACGCUCGUGCUGGGGGACGAGGUGGACGCGCUGA